AUGGACACCACCUCCACCCACUGGCAGCAAGGCAUCCUGGGUAACGACAGUCUCCACCUCCACCUCGACCGGCCGGGGUUCCACUCUGACAUCACCAAGCAUGUAGGAGUCCAGGCUGCUCUGAUCACAGCGUAUAGUCUGAUCAUCCUACUGGGCCUGGUAGGCAACGCCCUAGUCAUCUACGUGAUCAUCCACUUCCGGAACAUGAGGACAGUCACCAACUUCUUCAUAGCUAACCUAGCCCUGGCCGACCUGUUGGUGGAUACGUUGUGUUUACCGUUCACACUGGUUUAUACAUUGCUCGACGAGUGGAAGUUCGGCGCGGUGCUGUGUCACAUGGUCCCGUUCGCCCAGGCGCUGUGCGUGCACGUAUCGAUCCUGAUGCUGGCCGUCAUCGCUCUGGAGCGCUACAGGUGUAUCGUGUUUCACCUGGGCCAGCGCCUCACCUGGCGAAGCAGCCUGUUCAUCAUGGCUCUCACCUGGACGCUGUCCGCCAUGCUGGCCGGCCCGCUCGCCAUCUUCAGAGAGUACCGUCAGGAGGAGAUCCCGUCCAUCAACCUGAGCAUCUCAGUCUGCUAUGAGAAGUGGCCCCACGGCAGCAGCAGAGAUGGAGUCAUCUACAGCCUGUCUAUGUUACUGCUGCAGUACGUCCUGCCACUAUCCAUCAUCAGUUACGCCUACAUCUGCAUCUGGGUGAAGCUGAAGAACCACGUGAGUCCAUCGAGCCGCAUCAACGCCGUCCAGCGCAGGAAGAAGACCACCAAGAUGCUGGUUAUGGUGGUCGUAGUCUUCGCCACAUGCUGGCUGCCCUUCCACGUGUUUCAACUAGCCAGCGACCUAGACCUGGUGCUCAGCUUAAGACAAUACAAGCUCAUCUAUACUCUCUUCCACAUCAUAGCCAUGUGCUCCACCUUCACCAACCCGCUCCUGUACGGCUGGAUGAAUGAGAACUACAGGAAUGGGUUCCUCAUGGUGUUCAGGUGUGAGGAUAAACCAGACAGUAUUCACCCUGAGGGAUCCUUCAGGACCCGGUCACUACGGAGGAUGUCUCUGAACGGAGGACACCCUCCUACUGCCGUCUGA
This is a messenger RNA of Coregonus clupeaformis (lake whitefish), 1083 nucleotides long. RefSeq names its product neuropeptide Y receptor type 2-like. Gene Ontology annotation, biological process: G protein-coupled receptor signaling pathway. Lineage: Eukaryota; Metazoa; Chordata; Actinopteri; Salmoniformes; Salmonidae. Gene Ontology annotation, molecular function: neuropeptide Y receptor activity. The transcript has a single exon. The coding region runs from base 1 to 1083 and encodes 360 amino acids. Gene Ontology annotation, cellular component: membrane. The record is from RefSeq and is a predicted model, not a curated record.